This is a messenger RNA of Spirometra erinaceieuropaei, 3802 nucleotides long. The record is from the annotation of a GenBank genome assembly. Lineage: Eukaryota; Metazoa; Platyhelminthes; Cestoda; Diphyllobothriidea; Diphyllobothriidae.
AUGCUCUGCUGCCGUCCCCGUCUUCGGUAAGGUUUACAACUGCAUGACACGAUUACCUUUCAGGCUUCGGAUAACGACGGAGACUUCAGUGCAACACUGCCGAGAGGCCUGUCUCCUCCCUAUACCAGUAAGCCUUCAACUUGCCUAUAUGUGUGUCCACACUAGAUGACGUCCUUGGGACGGGCACUCCCCCACGUAAGCGACGUCGUCAUGUGGGGUCAGGGCGCCACUGUAGCCACCUAAAACUUAAAAGGCAGCUACGCUGGAUGCUGCGCACGCUGCGGGAGUUGGUGGCGCAUUGUACGGAACAGAAAAUUACGAUAGAGGCUUUGCGACAGGAUAUUCAACGCCUCACUGCAGCCUCCGCAGCCGCCCUGGCGACAGACGAAGGCCCCGUUUUGAGCCAGAUAACGACGUUGGAGGCCUUUGAUCGACUGUCCGCGGCGCUUUCAGACCGGCCGUACAGACAGCGCUUGGUAGAUUAUAUAUUUAUAUCUUAAACAUCAGGCGCAGAUGUCUUACUUGGCCUCAAUUGGCGGGGACGACACACCUAACUUCGCAGCCCGCAUCUUCUCCGCCCUGUUCGGUGAUGAGGUCACGUUGUUUCUCACCUUCUACGGGAAGAAACCAGGAUUCCGGGCCUUAUAUGGGUCUCCAAUCUAUGAUGUUAUUCUGGGUAAGACUUCUGUCUUGUGUGCUUCGACCAAUUACAUUCCAGACGUUUUCAAUAGAUGGAAUGUCGACAAGAAGUCCGACUGGUGGAAGUUAGAGGAGGCAUUCAAAAAUGCCUUCAAGAAGGCACAUGACCGCCAACAAAGGAGAUCGCAUAAGGCCCCCAGCAGUCAACCUACAAACGGUAAUUCUUAAUAAAAGCAUUAACUUGUGUACUGUACUAGAUAAUGUGUGUAUAGAAUAGGAAAUACUACAUUUACUCACCCCAUUACAGAACUUUUCUUUUAGGCCUUCUACGGGCAGAUGGAAAAUCUGGCACAUGCCACUGUAAUUAGGACAUGAACACGACGUUCUUACUGUCUGCUAUUUUAAAAAAGAAUAAACUACGUUUACAGUGCAUUUUGUUACCGUUAACCCAUUACUACCGAUAGAAAUGGUCCUCCCCGGGGGCGGGGCUUGGAACAGGUACAUGAGGGGUGGGGGGAUAACAAAAACUCGAUUCGGGCUCGAGAAUUUGCGGCUUCGAGCUUGAUCCGAGCUGAAUCGAAGUUAAAUGACGAUGUCCGGGGCGGACAGUCGCUGAUGAUUUAUACGUGGUUCAGAUUCUCUUGGCUCUCUCGGGUGUCGAUGUGACACCCAAGGAGGUUUACCUAGACAAAGCAGCAGUACACUAAGUUAACGGUAAGACAGAGCUCAUGAAAGUGCUUAAGGGUGAAGUAGAGGGCUAUUCGAGCAACGGGACAGUCUGUUUAUUCUUCUGACCUUUCGAACUCAUUCAGGAGUCCAUCGUCAGAGAUAGGAGCAACGACAAAACAAGCGACGAUUAUGGGACUUGCUAGCCACUUAUCGACUGACGGCGCAAGACUGGAGGUGACCGCGCAGGACUCUGUGCGCCAUCGCCAGAUCGAUAAAUCGAUUGACUGACUUCUCAUCCGAGCCCCAGGCUUCAAUCAAUUCUCAGCCUACUUUUGUUUCCGUCAUGGGCGAUUAUCUUGGUGACUGCGAAGUUAAGCUCAUGACUCAAUUCGUAGGUGUGGGAAGCCACUUGUGAAAAUUCGUCGCCUCGUCGCACAGCCAGCUUGCGUUCGUCUAUGCGCGAUCCGGGCAUGCAUCCAAUCUGGCAUGUGUAGUUACAAGGGCAGUUUUGGUACGGGAUGCAAUGCACUACCCGCUGAUUGUUCCCCGGAAUCUAACCGGUCCUGAGUUUUCGUGACCUUUCUGCGCAUGGUGGCUUUGGAGGGGGGUGUGCAAUUCCAACACCUAACUCCGCAGCAAUACGUUCGGCUGUUUUCGAAAUGCCCUUAAUGGAUGACAGAGAAUGCCAUGCCCUUUGUGGUGCUGCCGUUUUAGCGCUCUGUGGGCUCGACCAGCCUUGCUUUUCACCUUUACAUAUACCUAAAACCCCAACUUUGGCCUACAUUCGUGUUAAAAGGGUUCUGGUAGGAAGGCUGGCUGCUGGGCUUUAUCAUGACCAGUGACGCAAAUGAAAUCAGGGUCAUGCAUUAUAACGCUGGGUGUGCUGGUGCUGUACCCUGGCUCCCACUGGUAUUCCUGUUAAGUCGACAUACUCUAAAUGCGUUUUGUCGGUUCAUUUAGUGCACCUGACGUCAUCACCAAGAUUACCCGUGAUUCAGUAGCAUACCCAUAACAUUUUCCACGUAAUAUGCAGUUUUGGGAGUGAGGAAUAAGACUUAAAAACGGGAACUGUGACGCUAUUAACAGAAUACUAACCACUGCAAACACCCUAGUUCUCAUCAGUGCGGCUGUUCCAGAUCAAAAUUCGGAGGGAAAAAGCCAUGAAAAUGACCCACAUUUUGGGAGGAUGGAGGAACAGUCCGCUGAGAGCGAAGAAGGAGAUCCGAUCGUUGGAACAAGGGCCUUAUUAGCCUGACGUUUUGGACUGUUACUUGAAUACAUCAUCAGAAGACAUGAGACUAUUCCGGACACGCAUGACCGAGCACGCAGCGGCAGUGAGAACGAACGACGCCAGCUCCCGAGUCGCGGCUCACUCGACGGAACACAACAACAUAUUCAAGUUUGACAGCAGAAAUUCUUGCUAGAGGUCACUACCGCGUGAGUCGCGAACUGCUCGGGUCAUGAUUUUCCGGUCCUCAAUCAAUCAGCAAGCGCAACGACCUCCUCCACAUAUUUGGCGCCGAGAUCUCGUCUAGGUAAAGUGGUUAGCCGCGAGAAGAGCGGGCGGAUAACCACUAUCUCUAGUGUCAACGUCGGCGUCCCAAGAGUCCACAGGGAUGGCGGAAUCCGGCAGUCAGCAACUCAAAUGCGUGCGAUGGGCGUGGGAGCCGAUAAUCUAGAACGGAACACACGCGCAUAGUAACGGCAUGGCAACUGCAUCCUUCAACACCCGGCCAAGUGAUCCGUGAUGCACUCGGGAGCUGACAACUGUGAUAGGCAUUUGGUGGGCUAGCAACUACAUCCUAUAAAAACUACAACACCUGGGCAAUCCAGUACUCUUUUCUGACUCCGUCUGUUAGGCUUGGGGUAUCACUGCCCGCAUGUCCCGUCAGCGAGGAUUUCAGCCUUCCUUCAAUCUCACAACAGAUCUGCCAUACAUCAGGUUGCUUUCUUCCGCUUCAGCUUCGGCUGCUUUCCCCACUAACGAUUUCAGCAUCCCCCUUCGGCUCACUUCACUUUCCAUGCCCACAAUGCACUUAUUCUUGAGAUCAGGACAGCAUAAUAGACUAAAUUUAAACUUGUCAGCGGCGCUUUAUUCAAAGUCCGUUAUUUUUUGAAGAUUGCUCUUGGUCUAUUUUCAGAUUAUCGCGAUCAGCUUCUUUGCCAAUUGACACCCUUAAAACCACCUCUUCCACCACUUAACGUAUGACACGCUCCACAGGCUAGCUCAAUUUAGUUGUGGGACCUACACCUUAUCGUUGCCGAAAACGAAAUACACAAACUGAGACUUGAACUAUGCUCGUAAUAGCUGCUUAUUUCCUUACGUAAACCUUUUGACUCUUACGUAAUACGCCACUUCAUUUCUCUUCACAGUGGAUGGGACCAUUUGUGCUAAAAAUAUUGAAUGGUACCUUCAAAAUGAAGCGCAUUCUUUUCUCUCUCUCUCUCUCUCUCUCUAACAGUGAAGCCCACCUCACCGACAAACCACGGCUGA